Messenger RNA from Ascochyta rabiei, 1014 nucleotides. Its product is annotated as PHO85 cyclin-1. Gene Ontology annotation, cellular component: cyclin-dependent protein kinase holoenzyme complex; nucleus. Gene Ontology annotation, biological process: regulation of cyclin-dependent protein serine/threonine kinase activity. Bases 1 to 1014 code for a protein of 337 amino acids. The transcript has a single exon. NCBI's taxonomy places the organism in Eukaryota, Fungi, Ascomycota, Dothideomycetes, Pleosporales, Didymellaceae. Gene Ontology annotation, molecular function: protein kinase binding; cyclin-dependent protein serine/threonine kinase regulator activity. The record is from RefSeq and is a predicted model, not a curated record.
AUGCCUUACUCCGCAAACCUUGCACGGGAGAACAGCGCGGCGCUGGACUACUUCAUCCAGCAGCCCGUCUCCCAGGACAUGAUUUCAUACCUUGCACAAAAAGCCACCCAAGUCAUCAGGUGUGAACCUUCGCUUGACAAGAGCUUGCCUCCUACACCACCUGCGUCCCUACCUCACCAGGUCAGGGAGCCCUUCCUCCCAUCUGUCGAAGAGUUCAUUACAUCCCUCGUCGAGCGCUCCCACGUCCAGGUCCCUACUCUCAUGACCAGCUUGGUCUACCUCUCCCGUCUCCGGUCUCGCCUUCCUCCCGUCGCCAAGGGCAUGAAGUGCACUACCCACCGCAUCUUCCUCGCCUCCCUUAUCCUUGCCGCCAAGAACCUCAAUGACUCUUCGCCCAAGAACAAGCACUGGGCUCGCUACAGCGCUGUUCGCGGAUACGACAACUUCGGCUUUUCCAUCACCGAGGUCAACCUCAUGGAGAAGCAGCUGCUCUUCCUUCUCGACUGGGACCUCCGCAUCAACCCUGAGGAUCUUUACUACCACCUUGAGCCCUUCCUCGCACCCAUCCGUGUGUGGCAAGCACGCCAGGCUGAGAAAGCCAGGCUCAUCGAGCAGGAGAAGGAGUACGCUCGCCAGCAGCAGUACCAGCUCACCGCCGAGAACCUCACCUCCUAUGAGUACGCUUCGUAUGCUCCUCGCCAGCAGAAGUACGCCUGCCACUCUUCCUCCCGCGCAGCAUCGCGCACUCCUUCUCUCUCGCCACCCACUCGCAGCUCCUCUGUCUCCACGACAUCCUCGCCCUCCAGCUUCCACGAAGAGCCCGCUGAGGCCAUCAUGCACAGCUACGAUCAAGGCGCAACCAUUGUACAUAUCAACGCGCCUGUCUCUCAACCUAGGCUGCAGCAUUCGCUGCCCCUCUACGAGGACAAGCCGGCGAAGAAGGCGAAGACGUCCGGCGGCUUCUUCAACAGGAUGUUCGCUGGCGCGUACGCAAGUCGUCAGGCAGCCUACUAA